This is a messenger RNA of Ceratina calcarata, 4342 nucleotides long. Its product is annotated as multidrug resistance-associated protein 4. Lineage: Eukaryota; Metazoa; Arthropoda; Insecta; Hymenoptera; Apidae. Gene Ontology annotation, biological process: transmembrane transport. The coding region runs from base 73 to 4287 and encodes 1404 amino acids. Gene Ontology annotation, molecular function: ABC-type transporter activity; ATP hydrolysis activity; ATP binding. Gene Ontology annotation, cellular component: membrane. The record is from RefSeq and is a predicted model, not a curated record. The transcript has 16 exons.
CGAUAAUAGUCAGGUAAGUGCACCUUCGAAGGAGACAGGCUCUUCGUUGAUUGCCCAUUUUUUAACAAAGAGAUGGAGACUAAAUUUUCGUACACGAGGCAAAUUCCGCAAGAAGAUGCAAAUAUUUUUAAUCGAUUGUGUUUCGGAUGGUCGAGAGAGAUAUUUACAAAAGGCGCGAAGAGAGACCUCACGUUGUCAGAUCUCUAUCAACCCUUGACCGUGGACGGAUCUAAGAAAUUGUCGGAUACUUUGGAAGAAAAAUGGGAAGACGAGAUACGAAAAUGGAAGCAGAAGCAGAAAGAAAUGGGCCACCAAGAAGAUUGGGAGAAGAAAGGCGAGAAGCCCCGUUUGGAGAGAGCCUUGCUGCGGGCAUUCUGGAAGGAUUAUUUAAUCACGGGAAUUCUUUCGUGCUUUCAAUACGCCUGUCUGGGAGUUAUCAUUCCCCUGAUGUCGUCCGCGGUGAUCAAAUACUUCAACACCAACGAUGACACGAAGCAGAUAUCGCAGUCGGAGGUUUUAUGUUACGCCGCUUACCUGAUCAUCUGCGAGUUGUUAGUCAUUUUCGUGAUGCACCAUUGUGACAUGAGAUCGCAGCAAACGGGCAUGAGAUUACGGGUCGCUUGUUGCUCAUUAAUUUAUAGGAAAAUUUUGAGACUUAGCAGAGCAGCAUUUUUCAAAGUCAGCGCUGGCCAGGUGGUGAAUCUACUGAGCAACGACGUCAGCCGGUUCGACGAGUUGUGCUUUUAUCUCAAUUUCGUUUGGAUCACUCCGAUUCAGAUUAUCAUUAUCCUCGCGGUCACGUAUCAGAAGGUGGGCGUCGCAAGCUUAAUCGGUGUCUCGGUGCUCCUGUUGAUGACGUUGCCGACAAACGCCGUGUUCAUCUCGCUGGCCCACACACUGAGAGGGAUGAUCGCCUCGUCGACUGACAGGAGAGUGCAAUUCAUGAACGAGCUUAUAAGCGGUAUACAGGUGAUCAAGAUGUACGCUUGGGAGAAACCGUUUCAGAAGAUCCUCACGUUUAUACGUUCUUCCGAGAUAAGGAAUAUAGGAUACUCGUUAUAUAUGCGCGCACUGUAUUUGUCGUUCGUGGUGUUCACGACUCGCGUGGUCCUCUUCUUGACCAUUCUAUCCUUCAUUCUGCUGGGGAACAAGCCAAGGGCAGAACUGACCUUCAUGCUGGCCACUUACUUCGAGAUGAUCCAACUGACGGCCACACUCUUUUUCCCACAGGCUCUCCUGUUGCUCGGAGAAACGUUGGUGUCCAUCGAACGAAUACAGGCCUUUCUGUUGCUAGAAGAAAAAUUUAACGUGGAGCCAGUGUCCGAUAAAGCUCGUCAGAACGGAGUGUUGAAGUUCAAGAAGAAGAAAAUUGAGAAGGAGAACGUGGAGUCGAUCAGAAUGACGAACGGCAAUGAAGGCUCCAAGUUGGAAUGCAACGAGAAGUACACGCCGGUUUCGAUAGAGCUGCAACGCGUGUCGGCUAAUUGGAUACCGGGCCAGUUGCCGCCGACUUUGUGCAACAUGUCGAUGACGAUUCGCAGCGGAGAACUGUGUGUUCUGGUGGGACCAGUGGGCUCCGGGAAAUCCUCGAUCUUGCAGCUCCUACUGAACGAACUUCCCGUAGGUGCCGGGAGUCUGCAGUUCAAACGGAACGAUUUGGGCUGCACGAUAGACCCGUCGAAUCUGAGAAUCUCGUAUGCCAGUCAAGAGGCUUGGCUGUUCUCCGGGACCAUCAGGGAAAAUAUCCUGUUCGGACAGCCGUACGACAAGGACAGAUAUAUGGCUGUAACGAGGGCGUGCGCCUUGAUCAGGGACUUUCAACAGUUCCCGUAUGGGGAUAUGAGCCACGCGGGAGAAGGAGGCUCUUCAUUGUCCGGGGGACAAAGGGCUCGUGUUAAUCUGGCACGAGCCGUGUAUAGACAGGCGGACAUAUACCUUUUCGAUGACCCGUUGAGCGCCGUCGAUCCCCGGGUUGCUAAACACCUUUUCAACAAGUGCAUCAAGAAUUAUCUCCGGGACAGGACAAGAAUCAUGGUCACUCAUCAGCUGCAGUUCGUUAAAGAUACCGACCAAAUCGUUGUCGUGGAUCAGGGUGUAAUAAAGAUGAGAGGAACCUACGACGAAUUGUCCAGGUCUGAAGAGGACUUCGUAGAGAUGAUGGACCGUAUAAAAUCGUCGACGGAAGCGAAGAGGGCGAGCGAGUGCGUAGAAGCCGAGAACGAAAAGAGACUGAGUAGGAAAAGUCUCGGGAGAGCCUCGAUAAAGUCCACCUCCAGCAGCGUGGCUUCAUAUAAUUACGAGAACAACGCGUUAGCCCCGGAGAACGAGGAAGCGAUGGGACAGGGUGGCCUUUCGUACAAAGUCUACCAAAAAUACUUUCAAUUCGGCGGCUCUACCUUUAUACUCUUCCUCUUGCUGGUCGUAAUUGUCGUGUCUCAAACAGCGACGAGUGGUAACGAUUAUUGGCUUUCCUACUGGACUAACCUAGAGAUAAUCCGAAGCACCUUGGACAACAAUACACGAUCCUACAAGCCUCAGUAUGCUUCUUACAUAUUGAACGGCACGUUUCUGUCCAACGUGUUCAGCUUGGAUCAACACGGACUGAUAAGCAAAUCCAACGGCUUGUACGUAUACGGAUUUUGCAUCCUCGCUUGUAUCAUAGGCGUCUCCGCUAGGAACAUGUUCUUCAUGAAGAUCUGUUUGAACGCCACGAAGAAUCUUCACCAUUCUAUGUUCACCAAUAUACUCCGAACCACGAUGUCGUUCUACCAUAAAAAUCCUUCUGGUAGAAUUUUAAACAGAUUCUCGAAGGACGUGGGCGCGGUGGACGAAUUGUUGCCUAAAGUGAUUCUAGAGACCGUCCAGAUAUUCAUGGUAAUAGUAGGCGUCCUGAUAAUGAUAGUAGUAAUGAACGUUUGGAUGCUGAUACCGUUGAGCGUGCUUCUCGCUUAUUUCUUCGUUAUGAGGGUCGUCUUCAUAAGGACUACGCAUAGCAUAAAGCGGCUCGAGGGUGUAGCGAAGAGCCCGGUGUUCUCUCAUGUGAACGCGACGCUGAACGGACUGGUGACCAUCAGGAGCAGCGGUGCAGAAACGAUGACGCUCUUAAAGGAUCAGUUUGACGAUUUGCAAGAUGUUCACACCGGCGCAUGGUACAUGACGAUAGUCACACCCGUCGUCUUCGGUUUGUACCUGGACAUAGCCGUGGUUCUGUUCCUCCUCUUCCUCUGCUUCUCCUUCAUCCUGACGUACAACGAGAACACGCUCGGAGGUAACGUCGGUCUAGCCAUAUCGCAAGCGUUGAUCAUAGUCGGCACUCUACAACACGGAGUGAAGCAGAGCGGCGAAGUGCUCGCUCACAUAACGUCCGUGGAGAGAAUGCUGCAGUAUACCGAUCUGCCUAAGGAGGCCCCCUGGACCAGCAACAAUCCUCCGCCAGCCGACUGGCCGAAGAAGGGACAGUUGAGCCUGAAGAACGUUAGCAUGACGUAUGAGGCAAACGAGCCUCCUGUGUUAAAGAACUUGAACGUAACGUUAGAGCCAGGCUGGAAGGUGGGCGUAGUGGGUAGAACGGGAGCUGGAAAAUCGUCCCUGAUAUCGGCUCUCUUCCGGUUGUUCGACGACGGCUUGGAGGGAGAGAUCAAGAUCGAUGAUGUGAACACCAAAACGAUCGGAUUGCACGAACUACGUUCGCGGAUAUCGAUAAUUCCCCAGCAGCCGUUCCUCUUCUCCGAAUCGUUGCGCUCCAAUUUGGAUCCGUUCAACGAGUACGAGGACGCGGCGCUUUGGGACAGCCUUCGGCAAGUCGAGCUGAACGAGAUCGUGCUGGAUCAGAAGGUGCUGCAAAGCGGAAGUAACUUGAGUAUUGGCCAGAGACAGUUGAUAUGCUUAGCUAGGGCGGUUCUAAAGAACAACCGAAUACUGGUCCUGGACGAAGCAACGGCUAACAUCGACUCGCACACGGAUGAACUGAUCCAGAGCACCAUAAGAACGAGAUUCGAUGACUGCACAGUUAUCACGAUCGCUCAUCGUUUGCAUACCAUCAUCGAUAGCGACAGAAUCAUAGUAAUGGAUGCUGGCCGAAUAGUGGAGUUUGGUUGUCCUUACGACUUGCUGCGGAACGAGUCGACGGGAAUAUUCUCGCAAAUGGUGAAAAACAUGGGCACGCAGAUGGCCGAGUCUCUUCGAGAGCAAGCGGAGGCGGCUUGUUCAAAACACAGGAAACACAGAAGCGUGGAUCUAAGCAGAAGGGACUCCUCCGAGGACGUAACAGUACGGAGUGCUCUGUAAAAAUGUUAAAUGAAAUGUACAAAAUACACGGCACCUCGGUGCAAAACGAACAGUA